AUGUUCAGCGGAAUAUACGGCCAGACGGCUCAGGAUGGAAGGUCAGGCACACCGGCCAGUCACUAUCCGGGGCUGGACUACAACAACACCAAUCCCUACCUAUGGCUUAAUGCAGCAGCUUCGAACCCUGCAGCAGCCGCCUCUUUAGGUUCGAAUCCUUAUGCUGCUUCUUAUAUGCAAGCAGCAAGCCAGUAUGGUCCUGGCUUUGGCGGCGAUCUGAGCAGUUUAUGGACGAUCCCAAAUCAGGCGGAGCUUUUCAAACUUGUCAGACCGCCUUACUCUUAUUCUGCUUUGAUAGCAAUGGCGAUCCAAAAUGCGCCAGACAAAAAGCUGACGCUCUCGCAGAUUUACCAGUACGUGGCGGAGAACUUUCCGUUCUACAAAAAGUCAAGAGCUGGAUGGCAAAAUUCCAUUCGCCACAAUCUGUCCCUCAAUGACUGUUUCAAAAAGGUUCCGAGAGAUGAAGAUGAUCCGGGCAAGGGUAACUACUGGACCUUAGAUCCAAACUGCGAAAAAAUGUUCGACAAUGGAAACUUCCGACGAAAACGCAAGCGCAGAGAUGCGAAUGGAAAGCUCGACUAUGAUCGACCUCCAGAUUACAACCUCCCACACGUCCCCCAUCCUCCUGGAAAUGUUGCGACAAGUCCAACUGGAGCUGUAGAAGGAUCAACAGAGCAGCCUGCCUCGCAUCAACCACCAUCAAGCGUGGCAGAAGCAGCUACACAGCAACAUCAAGCAAUCGCUUCCACGUCAUCAGAUGUCCCGUCGACAACACAUUUGACUCCGGCGCACACUUCUGUAAUUCAAGAACAAACUCUUGCGCCGCCACUGCCGGCUCAGUCUCCACUUCCGCCGCAGGGAAGCAUUGCCGCCGCCGUGAAGACCGAGCUGAACAUGUCUCUCAAGACUGAGAUCGAUGCCCGACCUCCGCCAGUUCCGGAUCAGAGUCAGCUGGGAAUAAGCUGGGGCGACCAAGCUACACCUGCUCCUCCGCCAGUAUCCGACCAGCCCCCUGUGCCCACAUCCACGAUCUCCUACAACCCCGAUUACAACGGCGGCGCUUUCACCUACAACUUCAGCGUAAAUAACAUGAUCCACAAGGCUCAGGAAGGUGCUGCAGAGUACAAACUCUGA
Messenger RNA from Oikopleura dioica, 1134 nucleotides. The record is from the annotation of a GenBank genome assembly. NCBI's taxonomy places the organism in Eukaryota, Metazoa, Chordata, Appendicularia, Copelata, Oikopleuridae.